Molecule: messenger RNA, 2513 nt
Organism: Sesamum indicum (sesame)
Lineage: Eukaryota; Viridiplantae; Streptophyta; Magnoliopsida; Lamiales; Pedaliaceae
Product: cytochrome P450 family protein
Source: RefSeq, a predicted model, not a curated record
UCUGUCUGCUGACUGCUCUAAUAAUUUUAUCGUCGGAUUACUGUUUCUUUCUCUCUCUCUCUCUCUAUAUAUAAGUUUCUAUAAUUCUCCGUCUACUACAUAUAGCUAGUACAUACCUGUAUUCAGUAUUCCUGUUCAUGUCCGUAUAUUUCUCAUGAAGAGAGAGCCAGAGAGGAGAGAGAGAGAGAGAGAGAGAGAAGAGAGAAGGAGACAUUUUUCCUGCUGCAUUGACGAAGGGAUUGACCAUCUGCAAUUUGCCAACAAGCUGAAGCAACCCCGGCAAUUGGGGUUUUCUUGGUAUUGAUUAUGUCUUCUUCUCAAAUGCCGGAGAAAGCUGCAAACUUUGCAUGGGUUUUAAGGUCAAACCCUAUAGUUCUUGGGUGGUUCAAGAUUCUGAUGGUGGCGACUUUUCUUGGAAUCUUGAUUGUUUGGCGGAUUGAUGGGUUUAACACCAACAUUUUCCAGAAGGAUUUUCUUGCCCUGAAGUCGAAAGAUACUGAAAUCUUGUCUCUGCAGGCUGAUUCGAAACUCACCCACCAAAGUUCAGGCAAAACCCAUGUAAAUCUUGACUCGAACUGUGCUCCUGAUCCAAUCAAUUUGGCUCAAUGCCAACCCAGUAAUGUCUCCAAUGCUAGCCCUCAAGUUCCAGAAAAUCUGACCAAGAACCAGGCUUCUGACAGCCCUUCUACUCCUAUUGUUCUGCCUUGGAUCUCGGCUGAGUUUGAGACAAACUACUCAUCCAAUCUGCUGGCUAGGUGGCUAACUCCAGGGGGUGAGCCGUGUAAGGAUUCAAGAACCGUGGAUAUCAGAGUUCCUGAUUUGGAUGGGAAUACUAACAUUGAAUUGUCCACUGGUGACGUCCAUGAGUUUGUUUUCCAGGCAUUGGAUGAUUCAGGGAUGCGGCAUUGUUUAGGAGGUGAUUAUUUCGAAACCGAUCUUUCUGGUGAGAAAUGGAAGGCUAGGCCUCCGAUCAGGGACCUGGGAAAUGGUACAUACACGUUUUCCCUUCAAGUGCAUCCUGAUUUUGCUGGGGACUACAAUUUGACUAUAAUCCUGUUAUUCCGGCAUUAUGAGGGGUUGAAAUUUUCCCCUGCAAGAUUUGCGUUUGAUCGGGUUCUUCGUGUGGUUCCGAUCAAAUUCCAUAAGUCUGCAUCCCAGUUGCCAGAAAUAAGACAAUGCAAGAAGUCUGAUUACUCUAAGGAUGUUUGGUCGGGUCGGUGGACUAGACAUGCUAGAAAUGAUAGUUGUCCAAUUAGUGAUGAUGGCAGAUACAGAUGCCAGGAGCCCAGUUUUCUGUGCCAGCAUCCGUGGUGCAACGGUCCAUUGGGCUUGCUGGAGAGCAACGGAUGGGUAUAUUCGACUCAUUGUUCGUUCAAAUUGUUCUCGGCUGAAGAAGCUUGGAAUUGUUUGAAGAAUCGCUGGAUUUUCUGGUGGGGAGAUUCAAACCAUUGUGAUACUAUCCGCAACAUCCUUAACUUCAUCUUGGAUGUGCAUGAUGUUCUCAUUGUUCCUAGAAUAUUUGAUAUGAACAUAACUAAUCCAAGAAAUCCAUCCCAAGUUGUAAGAUUUACCAGCAUUUUCAACGGUCAUCCAAAUGCUACUGGCAAUUAUCAGGGCUUGAAUUCAUUAAUAAAUCCAGAGUACCGACAGUUGUUGAAGGGGUAUUUUUCUCAAGAUGUAGUUCCAGACACUGUUAUCAUGAAUUCGGGUUUACACGAUGGUGUCUACUGGUCUAACAUUAGGAGUUUUGUCGGAGGAGCUGACUAUGCUGCUGCAUUUUGGGCUGAGGUGGUGGAAGAAGUGCGGAGAAGAGGGGUCGUACCGCCUGAAAUUAUAUAUAGAACCACUGUGGCAACGGGUGGCUAUGCUAGAAGUUUGGCAUUUAAUCCUCACAAGAUGGAGGCCUUCAACGGCGUAGUGUUGGAUAAGUUGAGGCAACAUGGGGUCCUUGAUAGAGUCAUUGACGACUUUGACAUGACCUAUCCAUGGCACUAUGACAACCGAUGCAACGACGGUGUCCAUUAUGGCCGUGCUCCAUUAAAGAUGAAGUGGAGGGACGGCCAAAUUGGACACCAGUACUUUGUCGACCUUAUGCUUGGUCAUGUAUUGUUGAACGCACUAUGUAUCAGAUAAGUAUGAAAAUCAAGACUGAAGAUUGUGCACUAGUGCUACUCUGUCAAUUUCAUCCAGGAGCAGAUUCACACAGAAAAGUUAGUCAGACUCAUUGUAUGACACGGUACAAAGGCAUUGGGGGACCUCUGCAAUGCAAGCUGGGAUAGUAAGAUCUUGAUAGAAACAAAGUCGGAUGCAUUCUGUAGGCCAGAGUGCAGAAACUAGUAGCAAAAUGUAUAGGACAUAUACUUUUUUGGUUGACUUCCUGUAUGAUUCUCUUUGAAUUGACAUUGGUAUGUAUCACGCAGCAAACUGCCAUGGUGGCUUACGCUUGUAGAAAAUUUACAACAGAUUUGUGAAAAUUCUUCAUUAUUUGACAAAUUUACCAUGAUCAAGUGACG